This is a messenger RNA of Hansenula anomala, 1704 nucleotides long. RefSeq lists its product as uncharacterized. The transcript has a single exon. The coding region runs from base 1 to 1704 and encodes 567 amino acids. NCBI's taxonomy places the organism in Eukaryota, Fungi, Ascomycota, Saccharomycetes, Phaffomycetales, Wickerhamomycetaceae. Gene Ontology annotation, molecular function: transmembrane transporter activity. The record is from RefSeq and is a predicted model, not a curated record. Gene Ontology annotation, biological process: transmembrane transport.
AUGGGUCACGGUGCUAUCAACUACAAAGCUGUCCCAGGUACAACACACUUGGUUGAUUUAGAUGGUCAUAUGAAUGCUCACCAUUCAAAAGGUGAUUCACAAAUUGUUUUAAUUCCAACGCCCUCAGAAGACCCAGAUGAUCCAUUGAAUUGGAGUGCUAGAAGAAAAUGGCUAGCUGUUUUCUGUAACGUCGUUUAUACCUUUGGUGUUGGUGUUCCAUCUGCUGCUAUUUACUCAGUCUUGACUAACAUUGCUGCUGAAACUGAUAUCACUUUAGGUCAAUUGAAUGCAGGUACUGGUUAUAUGUUUUUAUUCUUUGGUCUUGGUUGUUUGAUUUUUCAACCUUUAGCAUUACAAUAUGGUAAAAGACCAACCUACCUGUUAAGUAUGUUUGCUACCACCUUAAUUUGUGUGUGGUCUCCUUACUGUAAAUCAAAUGGUGAAUGGAUUGGUAGUAAGAUUUUGCAAGGUUUCUUUGGUGCUCCAAUUGAAUCAUUAGGUGAAAUCACAAUGUCUGAUAUCUUUUUUGAGCAUGAAAGGGCCAAAGGUAUGGGUAUUUAUGCUGUUGCCUUGUUAACAUCAAACUUUUUAGCACCAAUGAUUGCUGGUUUUAUCAGUGAUGGUAUUGGCUGGAAAUGGGUCAUGUGGAUGUGUUCUAUCUUUGGUGCUGUUUGUUUUGUGUUUCUAUUCUUUUUCAUGGAAGAAACCAAUUAUAACCGUAAAUUAGGCUCUAAAAAGAUCAAUAUCAUGACAAUUGAGGGUAUCGGUAAAGAUGAAGAAAAUAUCACUAGCGUAACAUCUGAAGAGAAAAGAAUUGGAACUGUCUUAUCUCAUCAAACAAUGGAGGAAAGAAUGCAGGAAACAAAUGAAAAUUUGUAUAAUGAAGUUGAUAUGGCUUCAAGCUCUGAUGAAUUAAAUUAUGAAUCAAAACCAAGAAAAACUUUCAAAGAUAAAUUAUCAUUGACUGGUGGGUUUAAAGAAAAGUUUCUACUGCUUCAUUAUUUCAUUGGCCCUUUCAGAAUGGCUAGAUUCCCUUCUGUUCUAUGGGGUGGUUUCUUGUAUGGCUCUUCACUGGUCUGGUUUAAUUUGUUGAAUGCCACUGAAGCUACUGUUCUUGGUGGUGCACCAUAUCAUUUUUCUUCAGCUAUGUGUGGGUUAGCCUACAUUUCACCAACUAUCUUUUCUGUUGUCUUCUUCUUCCUUUCUGGUUAUUUAUCUGAUUUUUUGAAGGUCAAAUUGGCUAAGAGAAGAAAUGGUCUUUCUUUACCAGAGGAUAGAUUUUGGGUUCUUAUCGUAUAUAUGGUCUUAGGGUUUUUGGCAAGUAUUGGUUGGGGUGUUGGUGCUCAUUAUGGUGCCCAUUGGAUGGUCCUUGUUGUUUCCAUGGGUGUUUUGGGAGGUCUUGGUGUCUUUGGCUGUAUUUCUGCUGUUACUUAUUGCUCAGAUGCUUACCAUGAACUAGAUUGUGAAGCUAUGGUUGUUGUCAUUCUGAUUAGAAACUUGAUGUCGUUUGCCUGUAGUUAUGGAUUAACUGAUUGGGUUGUCAAUAUGGGUUACAAGAAUGCAUUCAUUUCAUCAGGUUGUAUUUUGUUUUUUUGUAAUGGUUCGUUUUUGCUCAUGAGAUACACUGGUCCAUUUUGGAGAAACAAGACAAAACACAUCUACUGGAAAUAUGUUGAACAAAAUAGAAAAGUUGUUGGGCAUUGA